AUUGCCUAUUUCAGCCAGAUUAUCCUGAUGAUAGCAGAUGACAUGGCAUGUAAUCCUAGAAAUCCAAGGCCAGCUAUGGUGUUCAAUAAUGCCAAUGAACAGAUCAAUGUGUAUGGCCAUGACGUGGAAGUGGACUACAGGGGAUAUGAGGUGACGGUUGAGAACUUCAUCAGAGUAAUGACUGGACGGCUUCCUCCCAGCACCCCACGCUCCAAACGACUCCUCUCUGAUGACAGAAGUAACAUUUUAGUCUACAUGACUGGUCAUGGUGGUGAUGGUUUCCUGAAGUUCCAAGAUGCAGAAGAAAUCUCCAGUAUUGAGCUUGCUGACGCCUUUGAACAAAUGUGGCAGAAACAGAGGUAUCACGAGGUGUUAUUUAUAAUUGACACGUGUCAAGCAGAAUCCAUGUACCAGAAGUUGUACUCCCCCAACAUACUGGGUGUGGCUAGCAGCAGAGUGGGGGAGGACUCCUUGUCUCACCAUGUGGACUCUGCUAUUGGUGUCUAUGUUAUAGAUAGAUACACAUACUAUGCUCUGGAGUUCUUGGAGAAAGUGACCCCAGAAAGCAAGAAAACUCUUAGUCAAUUCUUAAAAGUGUGCCCAAAGUCUGCCUGUGUAUCCACAGUGGGUGUGAGGACGGACCUGUUUCAGCGGGACCCUAAGAAAGUGCUGGUGACAGAUUUCUUUGGCAGUGUGAGGAACGUGGAAUUGUCACCAUACACUGUGACACUGAAUGAUACUGGUGAUACUGGUGAUAGUACAGCGUCUGACAGGGAAACUUGCAGUGCUGAUUCCUGUGCUCCGAAAAAGAAAAUACAAAGGAAAAAGAUGUCAUAUGUCGACCAGUUUCCGGUAGAACAGUUUUUAAAGAGGAGGUGAUAUUAUUAGGAGGCAUAUUUGAAUAGUUUAACGGGAAAUAUGAGUACAGAAAGCAGAGAUGAGAGCAGAUAAAUAAAACAUGAACCAGUUCUGAAGUAAGAUCAUAAGUCAUGGUGCAGUUGAGUUCUUCGAAAGGACGGAGAUUGACUGUAACAGAUUUUCAAGUGAAAUUUGAAGACUCUGUGUCAGAUUUUGUUGGAAAUUCUCCGUAAUUUGCAUGUUCAUUGUCUCUGUGCCACCCUGCAAAGUCCGUUGUCAUCAUCACUGAGGUGAAAAGAGAGCCAACAUGUUAUGCAGAUUUUUUAUGUGCAAUAUUUUUAUAACAAAACUAUGUAAAGAAAAGUAUCUCUUUUUAAUCAUAUUUUACUACAGGUUGUUGAAUUGCUCAUGAACCUAGAACGGUGACCAGGACAAUUAUAUUCAGUAUUACAGUGAACCAAAUAUGAAGACGAUACGAUCACAUGAUUUGCGUAGGAUAAUUAAUUCAAAGCAUAAUCUAUGCACUUGGCUUCUGGGAGUUUUUUCACUUCGGCCGCACACGUAAGUUAAUCACUCCUUAUCUGCUCCAGGAGGCCCGUCAUUCAGCUAAUCUGAUUGUACUCAGCGAGAGUCACUGCAGAGUUGAAUCUAUCUGCGUAGAAAGAUAUUGUCAUUGACAUUGGGAACACCCUAAGAUAAGGAUGUCCGGGUACUCAUAGGUGUACUUGGUUCAGACUGAUUAUUUUCUGUAUAAUUUAAAUAACUUUUCUUAUUCAGAUCAGUAGCAUAUAACCAGAGAGUCUGACAGAACUAACCUCAGGUCGUACAUGUACAAAGUGAUAAACGUGAACCAAAAAUAAAGACCCGAGAAAUGGAAAAUGAAGGGGAUAUAUUAAGGGAAAAACUUUUUGUAUCAGGUUACCCAUAUUAUGUCAUUCUAAUCCAUCUCAUCUCCGAAAACGCAAAUAAAUUUAUUGCCCUAUUAA
Lingula anatina is the source of this 1844-nucleotide messenger RNA. Its product is annotated as GPI-anchor transamidase-like. Lineage: Eukaryota; Metazoa; Brachiopoda; Lingulata; Lingulida; Lingulidae. Gene Ontology annotation, biological process: attachment of GPI anchor to protein; proteolysis. Gene Ontology annotation, molecular function: GPI-anchor transamidase activity. The record is from RefSeq and is a predicted model, not a curated record. Gene Ontology annotation, cellular component: GPI-anchor transamidase complex.